AUGCAUCAACGCGCAUUGGCGUGGCGAGAGAAAACCCUUGGGCUUGACCAUCGAGAUACAUUACAGAGCCUCCGUAAUCUAGGCGCGACGCUUCAUUGUCAGGAGAGGUACGCCGGGGCCCGUGAUGCGCCGCGACGUGGGCUCACGAGCAGAGAAGAAACGCAUACGCUAGAUCAUCGAAAUGCCCUUCAGAGUGUCAACAAUCUGGGUACGGCUCUGUGUGGCCAAGGAAAGUAUGGCGCGGGCGAGAUUAUGCAUCGACGUGCCUUGGUGGGCAGAGAGAAAAGGCUCGGGCUAGAUCAUCGAGAUACCUUAGAGAGCGUUCAUGAUCUAGGUGUAGCACUGCAUUAUCAGGGAAAGUACGCCGAGGCCGCAGAUAUACAUCAACGGGCAUUGGCCCAUAGAAAGAAAACCCUCGGGCUAGGCCAUCGAGACACCCUUCAGAGCUUCAACAAUCUUGGCACGACCCUGCGCAGCCAAGGAAAGUAUGACGAGGCCGAGAUUAUGCAUCGACGUGCGUUGGCGGGCCGAGAGAAGAUGUUCGACCUGGAUCAUGAAGAUAUCCUAACGAGUGUCGACGAUCUCGGUACAACUCUACAUGGUCAAGGAAAGUACAACGGGGCUGAGAUUAUGCAUCGACGUGCAUUGGCCGGCAGAGAGCAAACUCUCGGGCUCGGCCAUAGAGAUACCUUAUACAGUGUCAACAAUCUGGGUACUACUCUACGUAGUCAAGGAAAGUACAGUGAAGCCGAGAUUAUGUACCUCCGUGCAUUGGCGGGCAGAGAGAAAAGGCUCGGGCUAGAUCAUCCAGAUACCUUACAGAGUAUUAGAGACCUAGCUGUGGCACUGUAUCGUCAGGAAAAGUAUGAUGAAGCGGAGAUUAUGCAUCGGCGUGCCUUUGCGGGCCAAGAGAAAACCCACGGGGUAGAUCACCGGAAUAGCUUACAUAGUGCCGGUAAUUUGGAUGCGGUGCUGCAUGGUCAGAGAAAGGACAGCGGAGUGGAAAUUGUGCAUCCACAUAUAACAGCAGGCAGGGGGAACGCGCUUAGACCUCAUAGCCCAGACAUCCUACAAGGUGUUUUCCGACUAGCUGUGACUCUUCUUUCUGAGAGAAAGUACGAAGAAGCUCAGGUCAUGUAUCGGCAAGGCCUAAGGGCUAUGGAAAAGGCUCUGGGGCAAGAUCAUCCAGAUGCCCUCGAUAGUAUGAAUAUGCUCGCCGAAACGCUGCUUGAUCUGGGAAGGUAUGACGAAGCGGAGGCUAUUUGUCGACGUGCAUUGGCGGGUAGGGAGAAGGUUCUAGGAGUAGAUGAUGCAGCUACCCUUACCAGCGCCGAUAACCUUGGUCGGACACUGUAUCAUCAGGGAAAGUACGAAGAGGCGGAGUUUAUAUUUCAAUCUACGCAGGCGGGUAGAAAAAAAUUGUUUGGCAUAUACCACCCAGAUACCCUACUGAGCACCCUUCGCCUAGGUGUCACACGGCUUGAUCGGGAAAAGUAUGAAGAAGCUGAGAUUAUUUAUUGGCAUGCCUUGGAGGUUAUGGAGAAUGCCCUGGGGCCUGAUCAUCCGGGGGUCCUCGAGAGCAUGAAUACGUUGGGCGAGAAACUUCUUGAUCUGAAGAAGUAUAGCGAAGCAGAAGCUAUUUGUCGGCGUGCGAUUGCGGGUAGAGAGAAAACACUCGGACCAGGUCAUCGCGAUACCCUUAUAACUGUCAAUAAUCUUGGUCUGGCACUGCGUAAUCAGAAUAAGCACCACGAAGCGGAGAUUAAUUAUCGACGUGCAUUUAUGGGCGCGGAGAAGACGCUGGGGCUUGACCACCGAGAUACCCUAAUGUGCAUCUAUAAUCUGGCUGGGGCGCUGCACAAGCAGGGAAAGUAUGAGGAGGCGGAGAAGAUGCAUCGGCGUGCGCUCGCAGGGCGAGAGAAAGUUCUGGGGCUAGGUCACCGAUACACCCUUCGUAGCCUCAUCAAACUAGGCACAGUACUGCACGAGAAGAAAAACUACGAUGAGGCGGAGAUUAUAUAUCGACGCGCUGUUAUGGAGGCAGAGAGAGUUCUAGGGCCAGACCACCCAAAAAAGCUUUCACCCACUCUCCAUCUUCCUCUAUGCCCGAGCGAUGAGUCACGCAUCAUGAUGGAGAUGAAGGUCCACGUUUACUCCCGAAUGAAAUCAUGCUGGCUGUUCUCUUAUAUAUCUUAUCCCCUCAUUUCUUUUUCAAAUAUUCGCUGGUUUUAUAUUGGGGUUCCUUUCUUUUCAAUGUAUGAUAUGUGUUAA
Molecule: messenger RNA, 2271 nt
Organism: Tuber melanosporum (Perigord truffle)
Lineage: Eukaryota; Fungi; Ascomycota; Pezizomycetes; Pezizales; Tuberaceae
Exons: 1
Coding region: 1-2271 (756 amino acids)
Molecular function (GO): protein binding
Source: RefSeq, a predicted model, not a curated record